Molecule: messenger RNA, 1263 nt
Organism: Symbiodinium pilosum
Lineage: Eukaryota; Dinophyceae; Suessiales; Symbiodiniaceae
Source: the annotation of a GenBank genome assembly
AUGUCCCUUCACUAUUGCCGAGACCACGGGAUGAACAGCAUCUCUCGAUUUCUGCGCAAAAUCACCAUCGAUAUGAGUUACACCUUCCGACACUGGCGUAGGCACCAGCGGGCCACGCGGCACCUGUUGCUUUGGACGCCUUCGAAGAUCAUAAAGUCGGACAACAUUCGUCGAUUGAUUUUUCCAGACUUGGCUCUCAUUGGCGCGACAUCCAGUUUCAUUUGCUACUACAAUGUUCACGCAGACUUCGUCGCAAGUGUUCUGAAUCAGAGCUUCGACGUGGCACUGCCAAGCUUGCUUUCACUUCCGGUGGAGUGUUUUACGCUGACUUCUGUGGCACUGGGCUUGCUGGUGACUUUCAAGACUCAGACAAGCUACCAGCGGUUUACUGAAGGUCGCUCCCUGUGGGGGUUGCUCAUCAAUGAGUCCCGGGCCAUGGCAAGUCGCAUCAUGGCUCGAGUGCCCUCCACGACAGCGACAGGUAUGUUGUCCUCGGACGUCGCAGACGGGAAGAUGUAUGCGGUCAAGCUUAUCAGGACACUGCCGGUGGUGCUGAAAUACCACCUGACCGAGGAUGGAUGCAAUCCACAUAUCGAAAUAAAGCAAUGGACAUCGGACCAUCAAAUCCGACAAGCAACUACCGCAGCGUUGAGAUGUGAGCUGCAACAACUUUGGAAUCCGUAUGAUGACAAGCAGAAGAGCUUCACCGAGCGAUUGGUGGAGGCGGACAUAGCAAAUCGCCCAUUGUACGUGUUGCACGAGCUGCAGCACACUAGUGCGAAUAUCUUUUCCCAACCAUCUCUGGGAGGACUAGAUCCAGUUGCAGCGACGGAGAUGGAUCGCAGCCUCACCACGUUUCACAACGUCCUUGGCGCGUGCGAGAAAAUCCUUCGAACGCCAAUCUAUACGCCAUAUACAAGGUUUACCAGCCGCUUUUUGUUCAUGUGGUGUAAUUUCCUGCCUCUAGCGAUGUAUCCAGUGGCUGGGCCGGUUCUGACGGUACCAGUGACUCUGGUGACCAGUUUCUUUAUGCUUGGCAUUGAGGACAUUGGCUCACGAGUCGAGCAACCCUUCAAUGUCUUGCCAUUGUGGCAAUAUUGUCAAACAAUUGACCAGUCCUGCUUGCAGAUUGUCAGGCAUCAUGAUCUAUUAGAAGAAGUCGAUCACACUGGCGAUGAGGAGGAUUUGGACGAAUUUGACUGGGAUGUGGAAUCACUGGGGUCUUAUGUUGACCCUUUGGCGACCAGCCACAAGAAAAUCUGA